AUGAACUCGAAUGUUGCCAGGUGGGAGCUGGGCCAGCAGCCACACGACGCGAGAUGGGCGAAUCAGUAUCCCGAGGCGUCCCAUGCGUCUCUGCCAUAUGCGUUCCCUGAAGAGCCCGUUUCGCGCCUUGCUGAGGGCUUCGACCAACUAUCGCUGAAGAAGGUGCCGAGGACACGCACUUCCCCCGUAGCCACGCGCUCGAAAAUCACACGCCAUGGCUCCCACAACGGACCCAUACGACCGUCGUCUAGCGGAGGAGAAGCGGGCAUGCCUCCGAGCCGACCGUUUGCCUCAGCCCGUCGCACGGGGUCGUACUCACAGCCCACACCUCUCGAAGAGUUCCGGGGGUCGAGACCAUGGCCUCCACGCGGACACAGACAGGGCGACGCGCUCGAUGCGCGCCAGGCUGAGGAUUGGAUAUGUGCCGGAGCGUCUACGUUCAAAGGCUACGGAGAAGCGAUACAGAACGCGCCGGCAGGCUACCACCGCUUCUAUGCUGUCAUGGAUCGCGAACACCAGAGCAGAACAGACCGGGCGCCCUUCCAGAAAGACGCAUACCGGGACAUUUCUCUCAACCUGCUGGGCGCAGCAGAAAGCCAGUUUCCUUGGUUGUCUCUAGAACAGCCGUGUAUGGCAUAUGCGUUUGGAAAGAGUGCUGGAACGUCCACGUUGAAUCACUGGGUCAGCAAGUCUGGGAGCCAACCAGCUCCGAGCAAGCGGACGAGCGAAGCAACGCCCAGGAGGAUGAAGCUCCUGCAGAUCUUGGAUCGGUUGCAGAGGUUGGAAGGAGGGCUCGGGGAAGAUAAACCGGACGAGAUGCAACACUACCUCUACAGCUCGCUCAUCGAAGAUCCCGCACGUCUCCAUGGUCGCCCUUUCAUGAGCAUCGAGCAGCAGAUCCAGGACCUCACCGACAUACUGCUGAAUCCGCAGUGGAUAGAUUUCUCGAACCCAAAGCAUCAGGUCGUGGCCAAGUGGUUUGAUUCACCAGACCAGCGCAAGAAACAGGACUUCUUUCACCAGCUGCUACUCUCCGUUGAACUGUAUCUACGCAUACACUCGCAACAGCACAACCACAAACACAAGCGGAGAUUGAUACCCGAGCUGCACCCUACGAUUGCUUGGGACCUUGCGGUUGCACAGCGUUGGCUAGAAAACAUGUCGAUUACGAAAACGCGCACUUCUACCACGCAGAGCACGUUUAGCUUUAAGCUCAAAAGCAAGAGCAGACAGCGGGAAGCCCUGCGGCUGUUCGCAGCGACGCUGAAGUGGCCCAACAUGGACGAAAUCGAGUACGUUCUCGAUGAACAAGACCCGGGCGAGAAGGCUCUCGAGGACCGCUCGGCAGACGCCAUGUCCUGGUUCUCCGGCAUCCUACUGCCGGGCAGAACGCUUCCCUGGCUGAUUAUGAAUAGCCUGAUAGACUGCGAUCGCGAUACGGGCGACGCCCUGAAAUACCUCACCCACAUGCAGCCCGCAUCAGGCUUUCAGUAUCGGGCAAACACGUACUGGUCCAGCUGCUGCAUUGUGGGGAAAGUACUCGGCGCUGCGCGCGGCGUCAAGCAGAUUGCUGGCUGGGUGGGACCGUGCAUCUACACGCCAGACCUCAAGCGCACCGAGUGCGUCAAGGUCAAGCAGUACGAAUCGCCUGAGCCGCGGCUGACCGAAGACGACGUCGUAUCCAUGGAGGAACGUUCCAACCCCCUAGGUCCAGUGGACGAGACGUAUCCCGUGGACGACUACGAAACGGCCAUGCCAGACACGGAGGAUGUAACGGAUCUGAUUCGGAUCGAGAAGCUGGGCUUCAUGCCCGCAAAGGAGCAGCCGUCGUCGACACGCAACCUGCCGGGGGCACCGCUGGUGUUCGAUGCCGCGAUCCAUUUCGCAUGCGGCGGGAGCAGCUGGCCGUUGAGGUUGAAGUACGAUGUCAGCUUCAUCCAUGCGUUCCCUUGCCAUCAGGGCCCGCACGUCCUCUUCUACGACUUCGCCUACACGGCCAUCAAGAUAGACGACGGCCUCGUCGAUGUGCGCGACUGGGGCCAGCAGAGCGGCCGCGCAAGACGCCCCAGCCCCCGGUCCUCUCCCAACAAGAAGAAGAAGAAGAAGAAGAAGAAGGAGGCGGUUGAGGAGAGGGUGUCUGCACACGAGCAGGUCACCCGCGUCCUGGCCAUCGAAGCACUCGGCGUCAGCGACAACGAAGUCUUUGCGCGCGCAUGGUGCGCGCAUCAUGGAUUCAGCGCGGUGGUGGCCAACACAAAGGAGACGUGCAUGGCUUGUGCGAUCAGGGAGGCGUAUGCGGCCUGCGUGCGUGUCGUUAUACUGACCGAGGGCGGGAAAGAACGGGAGAGCGAUGCGUGA
Messenger RNA from Ascochyta rabiei, 2358 nucleotides. RefSeq lists its product as uncharacterized. Bases 1 to 2358 code for a protein of 785 amino acids. The transcript has 3 exons. The record is from RefSeq and is a predicted model, not a curated record. NCBI's taxonomy places the organism in Eukaryota, Fungi, Ascomycota, Dothideomycetes, Pleosporales, Didymellaceae.